CUAUCCUCUAUGUAAUCAGCCAGGCGAGCGGAGUUAAUAUCGCCUCAGUGUUAGAUAAUGUCUUAACAAGAAUACAGCCGCGUGUCUACAAGUGAAAGAUCUGCAGUGUCUGAAUCGAUCAGUGCGAGAAAAGUGUGUACCACAGAAUACUAUGUGAAAGCAAAGAUUUCUGUGAUGGAUUUUUACUGAGCACUUCGAGAGCAUUUAACAAAAAUAAUUGAAUUAUUAUAAUUUUUUGUGUUUCAUGUAACGGAAUAUUUCCAGAAGAAAGAUCAUUAACGUUCUCCGGCUUAGAAAAAGAUUGUCUCGCGCUCUCUUCGCAAUGAUCGAUUCAAUCUCACAUAGAUAUAUUUUUGAUUAACGAUCCGCGAACGGGGAGAUUAAUGAUCCGAAGUUGACCGUACGCGUGCCCUAGACACACGAUGAAGAUUACGGUGACGUCGUUGGCCGUGAUCGCCUGUUUGCUCGUUGCGGUCGAUGGAGCCAGGAUACUGGCGAUAUUUCCCUUCCAAGCGAAGAGCCACUACAACGUGUACGAGCCACUGCUGAAGAGGCUCUCUGCAAGAGGUCAUGAGAUUGUCGCGGUGACGCACUUCCCUCAGAGGACCCGCCUGGCCAACUUCACCGACGUAGAUGUUUCGUCCACUCUGCCGAGCCUGGUCAGCAGCGUACCGUUCAGCGACUUCGGGGAGUUCACGAUUUUGCAGAAUAUUAGAUACGUGACCCGAUACCUCGGCGUGGAAAUUUGCGAGCCCGUGCUGAACCAUCCGAAAGUGAAGAGGAUUAUCGAGACGAGGGAGCGCUUCGACAUGCUCAUCAUUGAGAUUUUUGCCACCGACUGCUUCUUGGGUAUCGCCCAUGCUUUGAGUAUACCCAAAGUAGUUGGCGCCAUCAGCAGCGUCGCGCUACCGUGGUCGAACGAGGUCCUCAGGAAUCCUGAGAAUCCGAGCUACAUCCCUAACUGGUUCAGCCCUUAUACCGGGCGAAUGAGUUUUCUUGAAAGGUCGAUUAAUACGGUGGGUCUACUGAUCACCAAGCUGAUUUAUAGGACAGUUUCCGAUGGGCCGAGUUAUGAGAUCGCGAGAAAGCACUUCGGUUACGAUUUGCCCGACUUCGGUGUCCUCCGGUCCAGGAUAUCGUUGAUCCUGACGAACGGCCAUCCGGCCGUGAGCACGCCGCGUCCUUUCGCGCCUGGAUUUAAGGAAAUCGGAGGUAUUCAUAUUCCGAUAUCAGGCCCGAAGCCACUGCCCGUGGAUCUCCGGGAUUAUCUGGACUCUCACGGCAGGAACGGCGUUAUUUACUUUAGUCUGGGAUCGCAAAUAGACCCGUCCACUAUACCAAGCCAGGUGUUUGCCGCCCUUUACCGGGCAUUCGAGCAAGUACCGCAGCAAAUACUGUGGAAGUGCGCCGAAGGGAGAAUGCCCCCGCUGCCGGGAAACGUUAAGUGCAUCGAAUGGGCGCCACAACUCUCCGUAUUGUGCCACCCGAAUACGCGACUCUUCAUCACUCACGGAGGGUUGCUCGGGUCACAGGAAGCGGUUUACUGUGGGGUGCCGAUCUUAGGAAUACCUCUCUUCGGCGAUCAGCACUUGAACAUGGCCUACUUCGAGGAAAAGGGACUGGCACUGCGGUUGAAUUUCCGACAGCUUUCAUACGAACAGCUAUCAAGUAGCUUAAACGAACUGUUAUCGAACAACAGUUACACGGAAACAGCACGAAAGGCUUCCAUUCAGUUUAGAGAUUAUCUGGUGCCACCACUAGAAGAAGCUGUUUACUGGAUAGAACAUACACUUCGUCACGAUGCGGACGUUUUGAAGACGACAGCGACAGAAUUAACGUGGUACCAGUAUUUACUGCUGGACGUUCCAUUGGAUGAUUGCUCGUACGUUUGGCAAGUUUCUGCCGAGGAGCGUUGCGAGUGGGUGAGCAAUACCGAAGACUGCUACUCGGACUCGAUGAUACAGUACACGAUAUUGCUGUUUUGCUACUUUAAAUCUGAAAACGCAGCGACGUUAGCCGGCGGUUUGAGCCUCGUGCUUUUGUGGCUGUUCUAUUUGUUCCUGAUCUUGGGCAGCACAGCGGAUAAUUUGUAAGUUGAUUUAUGCUGAUGGACGUCUAGCGGACAUGGAAAUGUUUAUAGAUCAUUUCCAGUCGGAAUCUCCGAACAAAAGUAUAUUUAUCUGUGAUUUCACAUUCAUCAAAUCUCGAUCGACCAUUUUGUAUUGCGUAUCAUUCCAGUAUACGAUAUUAUUGCAAGAAAUACAGCUUGACAACACAAUGCGAAGUAAAAUAAAAUUGUGUGUUUUAUUGCUACCGAAAUUGUGGUUUUCAACCAAGUUGAAUUCUGAUGAAAACGGAAUACAGAUGAUUACAUAACUACAACGAAUUUUGACUUCUGGCAGCUAACCAAGCCAAUAACCGAAAGAUUCACGUUUCCCCGUAUUUCAAGCGUCUAGAUUCUAUGGAGCGGUUUCUUCCAAAAUGAUAAACGAACAUUUCCCUAUUUUUCCGCGUUUUACAAAUAUCAGAGCAGAAUGGCAGAUUGCCACGCUGAAGUGUACCCAGUAACGGUAACUGGGAAUCUGGAAAAUCGGAAUUCCCGUCGCAUU
Molecule: messenger RNA, 2609 nt
Organism: Ooceraea biroi (clonal raider ant)
Lineage: Eukaryota; Metazoa; Arthropoda; Insecta; Hymenoptera; Formicidae
Product: UDP-glucuronosyltransferase 2C1
Molecular function (GO): UDP-glycosyltransferase activity
Source: RefSeq, a predicted model, not a curated record